AUGCCAUUUGGCCUGAAGAAUGCUGGAGCCACCUACCAGCGACUCAUGAACAAAAUGUUCUCUAACCUGCUAGGAGACUCUAUGGAAGUCUACAUCGACGAUAUGCUGGCGGAGAAUGAGCUCCUAUCUCUGACAAAUCAUGCAUCCACCAAGUGGACCCUAUAUGUGGAUGGCUCAAGCAACAUCAAUGGCAGCGGACUUGGAUUGCUUCUCAUCUCCCCAAAAGGGGAUACUUUGCAACAAGCCAUACGAUGCGACUUCAAAGCAACCAACAAAGAGGCCGAAUACGAGGCACUGAUUGCUAGGCUCUCACUCACCAAAGGAAUAGGGAUCAAAAAAAUAGUAGUGAAAUCCGACUCACAGCUAAUGGUGAAUCAAAUCCAAGGCUCCUAUCAUGCACAGGACCCCAAGAUGACUUUGUAUCUAAACUUGGCUAAAGAACUCCAAUCAUCAUUUGAAGAGAUCACAAUCACCCAAGUCCCGAGGACCAAAAACUCCCAUGUAAACGCCCUUGCAAAUCUUGGCUCGACCUUGAAAACCCAGUAUCCAACAAUUAUCCCCUUGGUAUACCUAUAUGCAUCAGCCAUUGCCUCGGGUUCGGUCGAAGUCACUCUAGUCGGCCCAGACAACUCGUGGAUGACACCCGUCCUACACUACUUGGAGAAUGAUGAACUACCCAAAGAUAAGAAUAAAGCAAGAUGGCUCAGAGCCAAAGCGGCACGGUCUACCAUGUAUGAGGGCCACCUACUCAAAAGAUCAUUCUUGGGACCAUACCUCAAGUGCAUCACUCUUGAAGAAGCAAAGCACAUACUUGCAAAGCUCCACGAAGGCAAGUGUGGCAACCACGGCCGAGGGCGGAGUCUCGCCAACAGAGCAUUGAUAGUCAGCUACUACUAG
Messenger RNA from Pistacia vera, 897 nucleotides. RefSeq lists its product as uncharacterized. Gene Ontology annotation, molecular function: RNA-DNA hybrid ribonuclease activity; nucleic acid binding. Lineage: Eukaryota; Viridiplantae; Streptophyta; Magnoliopsida; Sapindales; Anacardiaceae. The transcript is spliced from 2 exons. The coding region runs from base 1 to 897 and encodes 298 amino acids. The record is from RefSeq and is a predicted model, not a curated record.